AUGGCCCCCAUAGCGAAAGCCCUUUUCCAGCCCUCACCGCGACUCUCGCUGCGACGCGCCUCCGUUGCUGACCUCGAGGCCAUGCUGGAGAUCGCCCUCGCUGCGCUGCCCAUGGAUCCUCAGUGGGACUACCGGUUCCCUCACCGGAGGGCCUAUCCAAGCGAUACUAGAAAGUACACAAGGAUGCGGUAUAGAGAGUUUUUGGAGGAUCAGAACGAGCGAUGGGUUGUGAUGCUUGCUGAGCAUCGACCCGCACAGGACUCGCGGGAGCCUGUCGCCUUUGCGGUUUGGGAGAUUAAAAACAUCCGCAAGCAGAAGACCGUGCAGAUCCAGCUUGAAAAGAAUCUUAAUGUGCUUCACAGGCCUCCGUUCCGGCAGCGCAGACGGGACGGCGACUGUAAACGGAUGCAGGCCUGGACAGACACGACGUCAGCGUCGAAGAAGCUGUUGUUCGACAGCCAGUUCGGUGCCAGCCAUUUCCAGCUCCAGAUUCUGGCUACGCAUCCAGAGUUCCAGCGCCGGGGCGCGGGCGGCCAGCUCGUAGGCUGGGGCAUUCAACUAGCACAAUGCCUGAACAUGGCCAUCUCGGUAUUCGCAAGUCCCAUGGGCGAACGUUUGUAUCUCCGUCUCGGUUUUGUCUCUGUGGCUUCAGUCUUCGUCAAUGUCGAGAAAGAGCUGGAGAGCGUGGUCUUGGCGGCCAUGGUUUACGUCCCCUCUGGUUCAAGCAGGCCAUCUUCACGAAAAGACGCGCCAAUGGCAACGGAGAUGUCUCUGAUUCGUCUCGUCCGACUGCCAAUUCAAACUCGCAGCGCGCAGGGCUCGUUUCAGGGUCCGGCGUCAGGUGCAAAGACCCGGGAAAACCUCGAUGACAUUGGUGGCGCUUGUCCUGCAUGA
This is a messenger RNA of Mytilinidion resinicola, 894 nucleotides long. RefSeq lists its product as uncharacterized. The record is from RefSeq and is a predicted model, not a curated record. Lineage: Eukaryota; Fungi; Ascomycota; Dothideomycetes; Mytilinidiales; Mytilinidiaceae. Bases 1 to 894 code for a protein of 297 amino acids. The transcript is spliced from 2 exons. Gene Ontology annotation, molecular function: acyltransferase activity, transferring groups other than amino-acyl groups.